Molecule: messenger RNA, 939 nt
Organism: Closterium sp. Naga37s-1
Lineage: Eukaryota; Viridiplantae; Streptophyta; Zygnematophyceae; Desmidiales; Closteriaceae
Source: the annotation of a GenBank genome assembly
AUGAAGACCGUAAUCGACGUGAAUCAUUUGAAUCGGCGAGCAUGGGUGUACAGUAUUAUGAAGGACGUGGACAAGAAGAGCAUUCUGGCAGUGCAGACGCUGCGCAACCACAUCAUGGCGUCCACGCUGCUCGCCACCACGGCCAUCAUCCUCUCCUCGGGCAUCGCCGCCUUCAUCACCUCUGCGGCCACGGCGGACGUCAAGGCGUCCGUGUUUGCUGUCACUCUGGGGUCCAGAGCGCCUGCUGUUGUGGCGGUCAAGUUCAUCUCCAUCUUCCUCUGCUUCCUCUUCGCUUUCGUCUGCCAUGUCCAGUCUAUUCGCUACACCAACCACGUCAACUUCCUCAUCAACAUACCCUUAGGGCCGCAAGCCCAGGGCCUGUCCCCAGACUACGUGGCAGCAGUGCUGGCACGUGGCAGCAACUUCUACACCAUCGGCACACGCGCCUUCUACUGCGCGUUCCCGCUCCUGCUCUGGCUGUUCGGCCCCAUCCCCAUGCUGCUCUCCUCCCUGCUGCUCGUUGUCAUGCUCUACCAUUUCGACACUGCCAAAGGGUUCAUGAUCUCGCUGGAUCCUCCAGAGGGGAUUGGGGUGGACGAGGGGAGCGUGGGGGGGAGCAGACCGGGGAGCAGAGUGGGGGAGAGUAGGAGGUCGGAGGAAGGAGGUAGAGGGACUGUGGUGGAUAUGGAGAGGGGGUUAGAAGAGUCUGAGGCAGGGGGGGUGGGGCAAGGGGCGGGGUUGGUGGGAGGGAGCGAGGGGUUGACAGGGAUGGUGGUGACAGGGACAGGCAGUGUGCGCAGCAGUAGAGUGGCAGAUGGCAGAUUAGGAGAUGAUGGGGAGGGAGGUGGGGUAGCGAUGGCGCAGGGAAAUGGGGAGGCAGGCGUGAGAAACCGGAGAGAGGAGAGUGGUGGUGGAGUGGAUGUGCGGCUUGUAUUCUAA